AUGGAUGGCAAACUUGUCCUACAAGCCCGCUUUGACGAAAAUUUGAUAUUGGAAAAGCAAGCAGGCAGAUUUGUCGAACAAAUGGCGCACCUAGUGCAGCAGAUUCAAUAUGCUGCUACUCUGGAGGGCGAAACCACGAAAUUAGGGAAAUUAAACAUCGCAAGUCAGUCGGAUCUCGCUUCGAUCCAAAAGUGGUGCGCAGCACAGAACACAGAGCCCGUUGCACAGCUUGUCCACGAUGUUAUCCAUGGCUCAGCUCUAACUACUCCUGGGGCGCCAGCCCUGAUAUCGUGGGAUGGAGAGCUUACCUAUAAGGAACUAGAUGAGCUAUCUUCUCAGCUAGCCGGCCGCUUAGCCCACCAUGGUGUAUGCCGUGGUUCCAUCGUGCCAUUACUGUUCGAGAAGUCGAUAUGGACAAUGGUAGGGCAACUAGGUGUCCUCAAAGCCGGAGGGGUUACUCUUGUCCUCGAUGCCAAUUAUCCAGACCAGACCAUCGCAGAUGUCAUCACACAGUCAGAGUCUAUCCUGGGUAUUGCGUCCAAAGCCCAGGCCAAGCGGCUUCGGACACACAUGCCCUCUGUUGUGGAAGUUUCGUCCCACCAAAGCAAAAAUUGGGGAAAUGAAAAACCGCACGACCAUACGUCUGAGCGAGAUAGGCUGCUCCUCCACCCGGAAGACCCUGCUAUUAUUCUCUUCACAUCUGGCAGUACCGGGAAACCGAAAGGAAUUCUGCUCAGUCAUCGUGCUUUGGUGACGACCAUCCACCACCAUGCGAGUGCGGCAAGCAUACAUCGCAACUCUAGAGUUCUCCAGUUCUCUUCGUAUGCAUUUGACAUGAGCAUAUACGAGACGUAUACGGCGUUGGCAACAGGCGCAUGCAUCUGCAUUCCUUCGGAGACGCAACGGCUGAACAGUAUCUGCCAGUUUAUUCGUGACUGCAAGGUGACGUGGGCCUUUCUUACCCCAUCAAUGUUGCGGAACUUCGAGCCAGAGGAUCUACGGGGCCUUGUCACGCUUGGAAUGGGAGGUGAGAAUGUGCCGGCCGACCUUGCAUCUCGGUGGGCGGAUGAACUUGAGUUGCUAAACAUUUACGGCCCGGCGGAAGCUACCCUCAUGUCCACAUGCCGUAUCGUAAAGGAUUCCUGGAUUCCGGGAACAUUUGGCAGUGGGGUAGGAUGUCGAACAUGGAUCGUGCAAUUGUCCAAUGUCGAUCAACUCGCUCCAAUCGGUGCUAUUGGGGAACUGGUAAUCGAAGGACAUCUUCUUGCUAGUGGAUACUAUAAUGAUCCGCAAAAAACUAGCAAGGCCUUUAUCCUACCACCGAAGUGGAGGCAACUGUUCAGUCCUGCAGCCACCGCUCCCGUGUUCUUUCGCACUGGGGAUGCGGUGCAGUACAACCCGGAUGGAACCAUACGGUAUGUGGGUAGGGAUGAUGCCAUCGUCAAAAUCCGCGGACAAAGGGUCGACUUGGAAGCCGUCGAACAUGCGAUCCGCGAGAUCGAUCCCUCGCUCGACGUCUGUGUUGAAGCUGUGAAACCGCCGGGGGCCGCGCAAGAUGAAUCGAAGCUAACAGCCUUCGUAACUUGCACACUAGCUGUUGCAGACCAAGCCAGUAGUGUCACUGCUGAAAGCCUGUUCCGACAUCUGCAGCUCUCCUUGUCCCAAAAGUUACCCCGAUACAUGGUCCCGACCGUCUUUGUGCCUCUGAGCAGCUUACCGCUCACUCGGAACAAGAAGCUUGACAGACGGCAGCUUCAGUGCCUAUUUGCCGAGCAAAUGUCCCUGAAAAUAACCAUCCCUGCAUUAUGCUCAGAGGAGCAGUCAUUCGAACAACUUGGGGAGAAGGAGGAGUGUCUACGAUUGCUUACGGGUGAGAUACUGAAGGUCGAUUCCCGGUCGAUUGACAUGAAGAAGAGUUUCAUAGAGGUUGGAGGCGACUCCAUGACAGCGAUCCGAUUGACUGCUCGAGCUAGACGAAAAGGGUUGAAGAUUCGAACGGAGGAAUUGCUUCAAUCGUCAUCUACCCUUCUGGAUAUUGCGCAAACAAUUGGUGAUUGCUCUGCGGCACUAGUCCUGCCGCCCACGGAGGAGCCCUUUGCAUUUUUUUCCGAUCAGAAAACCAGGGAUUCAAUCUUGUCAACGGCGGAGCAGCAAUAUCAAAUUUUCAGGUCGGAUAUCAGCGAUAUCUACCCCUGUACGCCCUUGCAAGAAGGCCUGAUGACCACGACAACGACCCGCGGAUCGUUGGUGUAUCAGGAUCAAUUUGUCUACAAAUUGCACCCAGGUAUAGAUAUGGAGUGUUUCCACAGGGCGUGGAUGGCUGUGGUCAGUGCGAACCCAAUUCUUCGCACUCGCAUCAUACAAAUAUCAUCAGGGCAAACUAUUCAGGUUGUUGAAAUUCCGAAACCGACCCCUUUCAUGGAGCACAAAAUGAAAAGCCUUGAUUCCUACCUCAUAAACGACCAAAAGGAGCAAAUGGGCUUUGGAACGGAAUUGGUCCGAUUUGCCUAUACUGAGGAUAGCACUGAGGAUGCUAAUAUUCUCCCCUGUUUUGUCAUGACAUUGCAUCACUCUUUGUAUGACGCAUGGUCGCUCUCCAUGAUCCCCCAUCAGAUUGAGGCAGCAUACUAUGGUCGGUCGCCCGAACGAUCAUCUUUCUCCUCCUUUGUGAGAUACGUUCACAGUGGUGCGUCGACCGACACGUUAAGUUUUUGGACAACACAGCUAUCCAAUGUGGACGCUGCUAUAUUCCCAGAACUGCCUUCAAGUACCUACAAUCCUAGAGCGACAGCAGCUGUGGAAUAUACUACCCAGUCAACUGCCCCCACUCAUAAAAGAAAAUGUCCCUUUAGCGACUCCAUUAGGAUUCACCUGGCAUGGUCUAUUAUGCUCUCCCUGUACACGGACUCCGACGAUGUCAUUUUUGGCACAGUCGUUAGUGGUCGUAUGGCCUCAUUUCCUGGCAUCGAGAAGGUUUUUGGUCCUACAGUAGCAACCGUGCCAUUCCGGAGCGUUCUAAAUUUUGAGACAUCGAUCAGAGCAACCUUGGAGCAGAUGCAGACCCAAUUCACCGCGAUGUUACCGUAUGAGCAGACUGGCGUGCAGAACAUUGCCCGGAUGGGCGGCGAUACAAAGGCAGCUUGUGCUUUUCAGAAUCUCCUGGUCGUGCAGCCUCCUGCUCCAUCAAGCACAUCUGUAGUGAGCAAUGUCCCGUCAUCCUCGCCGUCUGGUUUGUUUUCUAGUAACGUUGAAGAGAAAACCGGAGCUAUCAAUUCAUUCCCAGGCUAUGGCCUCAUUCUUCUCUGCUACCCAGGAACGGAAUCAGUCAAGUUUGAAGCUCUCUUCGAUGAGAAUUUAUUGGAUGAAAAACAGGUGACUCGAAUGAUGGCCCAGCUUAGCCAUAUUUUUGACCAACUGGAUAGCGAAUUGGACCGUACUCUCAGACAGAUACAUCUUCUCGCUCCUAGCGAUCAGUGCCAGCUGAUGGAAUGGAACAAUUACAUGCCACCGCCAGCGGAGAUGUGUAUCCAUGAGAUGAUUUCUACUCAGUGUCGUCUCCGCUCAAAGGAGCGGGCCAUAUGUUCCUGGGACGGUGACUUCUCCUACGAGGAGCUAAACAGCUUGUCCUCUGCCAUAGCAAUCAGCCUUCUAAAGCGUGGAGUCAAGGCUGGAAACAUUACACCAAUUCUACUUGAAAAGUCAAAAUGGAUUGCGGUCGCAAUCUUGGCAGUGAUGAAAACGGGUGCUGCUUUUGUUCUGCUGAAUGGCAACCAGGGCCAACAGCGUCAUCUAGACAUUUGUCAUGCUGUGAAUGCUGGCUUGAUUAUCACAUCAGCUGCCUACUCCAAGCGAUUAGAUGGCGUCGUCGAGCACCAGACCAUAUAUAUUAUUGAUGAUGAAAAAUCCAUCAACACCAAGGUAGUAACAGCGGCGGGGGUUGCAUUGGAUGACGCCAGAGGUGGGCUUCUGUCUGCCGUCAAACCGUCCCAUGAUGAUCUAGCCUACGCUGUAUUUACCUCUGGAUCGACAGGAAAACCAAAGGGCGUGCUUAUUAAUCACGGUUCCUACUGUUCUUCCGUGUUAGCACAUCGUGACCGAUUCCUCAUUACCCCAGCAACGCGUGUGCUGCAGAUCUCGUCAUACGCGUUUGAUGCUUUCACGGUUGAAAUACUAACCGUUCUCUGCACUGGAGGCUGCGUCUGCAUCCCACAUGAGACGGAGAUGCAAGGUGACCUCGCUCAGGCCAUUCAACGGAUGGAUAUAAAUUUGAUCCUCAUUACGCCCGCCAUGUUGAGACUGAUCCACCCAGACGAAGUGCCUGAUCUUCAAACGGUCAUUGCAGUAGGAGAGUCUAUGACGCCAGCACAGGUUGCACUGUGGUCCACGAAGGUCAAUCUGAUAUGUGGCUAUGGCCCGUCUGAAUGCUCGACGGCGGCAUCAUGCCUUCAUAUUCGUCCCUCGUCUUCCUACUCUAACCCACAGAACAUUGGAUACAGCAUGGGAUGUCACUUCUGGGUAGUGCAUAAGAAUGACCACAAUGUUCUUGUCCCCAUUGGGACGAUUGGAGAGCUGCUUAUACAAGGUCCAAUUGUGGGCUCCGGAUAUCUUAACGACAUAGAAAGAACCCGUGAAGCGUUCUUCAGCACCACCGCCACUGUCGGGUGGAGGACCUCCUAUUAUGGCCUGCCCAGCCAAGGCAGAUUUUAUAAAACAGGUGAUCUGGUGCGGUACAAUGUCGAUGGCACAUGCAAUUAUGUUGGCCGCAAAAACCAGCAAACCAAGCUUCGGGGUCAAAGGGUAGAAGUUGGGGAGGUUGAGCAGCAUGUGCAACAGGCCCUGGGACCUGGUUAUCACGUCGUUGCAGCAGUCAUUCGGCCCCAUGAACACGAUGCCAAACCCCUGUUGGUGGCUUUUGUCCACAUCACCAGUAGUGGUAACUCGACGAUUGAAACGCCCAAGACCACUUUUUGUCCUGUCGCUGGCAAUUCUGAUUUCACGAAAAGAGCUACUGUGGCAGAUAAAAUACUUAGAAGCGCUCUGCCGAGCAUUAUGGUCCCGUCGACUUACAUCCAAGUAGAGCACAUCCCUCUGACGCCCUCCAAGAAGAUUAAUCGACGAGCACUAGAAAUAGGAGCAGCAGCCCUGACCACGCCAGAGCUAUUCAAACUUGGCUCUAUUAUAAGCCAGGAACAGGAAAUAUGUACCCUAGACAAAAAUGAUGCGAUGGUGUGGCAGGKAUCAGACACUAUCUCGUCUUUCGGCUCCAGCAAGAUUUCUGACUAUCAGGAGCGGUUCCACGGCAAGGAUGUCCCUCUUCCUUUCCUUGGCCUAGAUUCAAUCGAGUUGAUGGCUCUGUGUCGCAAUUUAUCUCGCCAGUUUGAUGUCCACCUUACUGUCGCUAUGCUGUCCGAUGAAACCCUGACUGUGGCACGCUUGGCACGAGUUAUCGAGAACUGCAAGAAGGAAGCUGCGCGCUCUUCAUCCCACCAUCAGGAAGCAAAUGAUUCUUCGUUCAAUCUCUACGAAGAAUUCAUGGCAUCUGCCACACUUCUUCCCCAACCCAAUCGACAGAAGACAGGCCGUGUUUUCCUUACCGGGGGUACAGGGUAUCUAGGCACCGAGAUCCUUCGACAACUGGUGCAAAAUCCACAGAUUGUCUCUGUAACGGUUUUGGUGCGGGCAGAAAGUAAGGAGGAUGCUUUGGGCCGGAUAAAACAAUCUGCAGAAACCGCCGAAUGGUGGGAAGGAGAUAGACAUGCCCGCAAGAUUAUCGCGUGUCCUGGAGACCUGUCCUCUACCAGACUCGGGCUGUUUCAAACUGACUGGGAUAAUUUGUGCCAGGGCACGUUUGACUGGAUCAUUCACAAUGGAGCUGUUGUCCACUGGACUAAAAGCUAUCGGUCUCUGGAAGCAGCGAAUGUGACGAGCACUAUCCAGUUCCUUCAGAUUCUCGCCCAUCCUAGUUGUUCCUUUACGGGAUUUACAUACCUCUCAGCUCUGGUGCCCAGCGUUGAGAACAAGUCUGAUCGUCAAAUUGCUCAAGAACUGUCAUCUGUUGACGGAUAUACACAGUCAAAAUUUACUUCGGAGCUACUCAUCAAGGAAUUCAAAAAGUCUUACUCAAACCCAAUUUCUAUUAUCCGACCCGGUUUGAUCAUGGGAUCUAGCGCGAAUGGUAUUUGCAAUGUCGAUGACUAUCUUUGGAGGGUUGUGUGCGCAUCUUUACGGCUGGGCGCAUAUAAUUCCGAAGAGAGCGCGAAUUCAUGGCUUUUCAUAUCCCCGGUCAAUCGAGUGGCAUCUCUAGUAGUGGAGGAGUCCCUCUCCUUCAUCUACCGGAGCAGAAACCAUCACGACCCCGCGAGUAGCCUGCACACAAUCCCUGUCUUGGAUUGUCUUCCAGUACCAGAAUUUUGGAAAAUCAUUCAGGCAGCUUCGUCACGUAAAAUCAAGGCCUGGACUACAAACCAGUGGCUAGAUGCAGUCAAGUCCGACGUGGAUCAAGCAGGUACACUCCAUCCCAUGUGGCCAGUCAUACAAUUCCUCGAGGCGGCCAAUGGAUGUCUUGGAACACCUCAAAGGUCGAGUUUCACCCAGGCUCCUGCAAUUUCACGCUCCAUUGUGAGUGCCUUGCAGGAAAAUAUCCGAUACCUGACCCGUAUCGACUUUUUCCGGGUUUCAGAUAGUGAAUAUAUUGGUGAUUGCGGCAUUCGGGCGUUACCAAAGACCGUUUUCCGACGCAGUCAUAAUGUCGCGUCAACCUCUGCUAAAAUCACGGUACCAAUGGGCAAAGGCGUUAGAUAG
Messenger RNA from Talaromyces amestolkiae, 6801 nucleotides. RefSeq lists its product as uncharacterized. Lineage: Eukaryota; Fungi; Ascomycota; Eurotiomycetes; Eurotiales; Trichocomaceae. Gene Ontology annotation, biological process: amino acid activation for nonribosomal peptide biosynthetic process; secondary metabolite biosynthetic process. Bases 1 to 6801 code for a protein of 2266 amino acids. Gene Ontology annotation, molecular function: catalytic activity; phosphopantetheine binding. The transcript has a single exon. The record is from RefSeq and is a predicted model, not a curated record. Gene Ontology annotation, cellular component: cytoplasm.